GAGUCAGCCUCGCGAGGGACCAACCCCGGCCGCGUUUUCCAUUUCUUUCCGGCCUGCUGCUCGUGCUUCUCAAUCCACCCCAGUACACCACCGUCAGGAUGAAGCAUAUCGGUAAAACCGGCCGGGACAACCUGGGCGCCGCCAUCUCGAUGCUGGCGCUGGCGGUGGUCUCGGUCGCUCUCCGGUUGGUGGUGAGAAUCAUGACUCGACAAUGGUCUCCCCUAUCCGACGGCCUGCUUCUGCUAUCACUGGCAUGCAUGGCAGUGUUUGCGGCUCUGUUAAUUCAGUAUAUUGUCGCGGGACCCGGCCCAGGCACGUUCGACUUGAACGAAUUCGCCGCCGAUACAGACAUUGGGGGUAUGGUCUGGGCUAAGGCAUUUCUAAAGACACUCUACGUCGCCGACCUUUUCUUCAUGGCGACCAUCAGCUUUGUUAAAUUGUCGGUACUCGCCUUCCUGCACGGUCUCUUCAAGAUUUCCAGAAUAUACCGCAUCUUGAACUAUGUGACAGCCGGCCUCUGCGUUGCUUGGUUCCUCAUCGUUCUAUUCGUCAACAUAUUCCAGUGUCAUCCCAUUCACAUGUUGUGGGAUGCGAUGGGGGCUGCGGAAUACUGCAUUGCCAGUGGUCGGCUUUGGUUGGGGAUGGAGCUCACGAACCUGUUUCUCGACGUUAUGAUCUUGUUUCUGCCUGUGUAUGUGGUGACGAGGCUGCAGCUCAGUCGUACGCGCAAGAUCCAGGUUACCGGUAUAUUCCUGCUGGGUGGACUGGUCUGCAUUGCCAGUAUCUGCAAGCUCUCCUAUCUGUGGAUUCCAGCCACGCCGCAGGUGGUCCGGGCCCCCGAGACAAUGGUCUGGUCAUCAGUCCAGCUGGGUGUAGCCACGCUCUGCGCAUGUCUGCCAACCUACGCCCCAUUAUUCCGAGUGGCACGGGGAAAGAUGUCUACGGGGAAGUCGCCCUCGCCACCGUAUCCCUACGGAAGCGACAACACGCCGCACAAUGCUCCGGCAGGUAAGAGCGCACCCUAUCGACGGGUGGAAGAUCCGCUGCUGAGUACCCAGCAGACGGAAAUCACGCGCGGGGAUGGCGAGUCGUACAAGAUGGACCAGCUCGGCCCCUGCCACAUCUACGUGAAGCAGAGUGUAGACGUUGAUGUGGUUUAGCAUUGGUCUGAACCUAAUAUUUCUUUGUUGUUUUCUUCGUUCAAUAAUAGUAAUCCAACCCUCCGGGGCAAUGAUGGUCCAUAAGUUUCCGCCCCCAACCCCAACCCCUCUCCAGCAAAAGCAAAUCUGUAAAUUGCGUCGGAAUCGUGUUGCAUGCCGCUAAACUGGGUGCUUUUUUUAGCGUGCCGGGAUCGCAGGGAUAUAUAUGUGGGUACUGGUUCCAGCCCAGUUGCAGAAGGGUAUUUAGCGCUGAUGAGUUGGAGUUGGGCCGAGUUCCGCCCGGGACAAGAAUUUCUGAGAUCCUCAGUCACACACAGCUCUGAGCUAAGUACGGAAAUUCUUCGUUCAUCCUUCAUUCUCCAUGUUGCACAAUCUUAU
This is a messenger RNA of Aspergillus piperis CBS 112811, 1538 nucleotides long. RefSeq lists its product as uncharacterized. Lineage: Eukaryota; Fungi; Ascomycota; Eurotiomycetes; Eurotiales; Aspergillaceae. The record is from RefSeq and is a predicted model, not a curated record. The transcript is spliced from 4 exons. The coding region runs from base 99 to 1160 and encodes 353 amino acids.